Molecule: messenger RNA, 1614 nt
Organism: Felis catus (domestic cat)
Lineage: Eukaryota; Metazoa; Chordata; Mammalia; Carnivora; Felidae
Gene: RAB9A
Product: RAB9A, member RAS oncogene family
Exons: 6
Coding region: 536-1141 (201 amino acids)
Biological process (GO): retrograde transport, endosome to Golgi; Rab protein signal transduction
Cellular component (GO): phagocytic vesicle; lysosome; late endosome
Molecular function (GO): GTP binding; GTPase activity
Source: RefSeq, a predicted model, not a curated record
CCCGCCCCGGCCCGCCGCCAUGUUGUUCCCUUGGUGCUGGACGUGAGCCGCCGGAGUCGGACCCGGGCAGCGCCACCGCCUCCUGCCCGCCCGUCCCCGACUUUCCCUCCUCGUUGCAUCUGGACGGGCCGGCCGCGAGCUCCCGGGCGUCCUCUGCGUGGCCACGAGCCAUUUUCACCACACCCGUCUAAGACCGGGCCCUUCAGUAUAUACCUCUUCAUUUUGGUGGUGGAUGUAACUACUGGGUGAACUUUGGGGAAACUUCCUGCGCUCCUAUCAUGAGCCUGGCACUUUGGUGAAACGCCUUUCCCUUGUCCAUGUCCCAGUGACUCUUCCCAACGGUCCUAGGAGGCUGAGAAAGGUCAUGGACAGCUUUCAGGUUUCUUUAUCGAAUUUAGCUGAAUUGUUAAAGUCAUGUUUUAACCUUGGUGAGGAUUAUUAUUAUUGCCCUGGGGCAGUCAUUCCAAACUGGGACGUAUAAAAGACUUCACAUUACGUUUUCAGGGUUCUAAAGUCAAAGAUCUUGAGAGUCAUAAUGGCAGGAAAAUCGUCGCUUUUUAAAGUGAUUCUCCUUGGAGAUGGUGGAGUUGGGAAGAGCUCUCUGAUGAACAGAUAUGUGACCAAUAAAUUUGAUACCCAGCUCUUCCAUACAAUAGGCGUGGAAUUUUUAAAUAAAGAUUUGGAGGUGGAUGGACAUUUUGUUACCAUGCAGAUUUGGGACACGGCCGGUCAAGAGCGAUUCAGAAGCCUGAGGACGCCGUUUUACCGAGGUUCUGACUGUUGCCUGCUCACUUUUAGUGUCGAUGAUUCUCAAAGCUUCCAGAACUUGAGUAACUGGAAGAAAGAAUUCAUCUACUACGCAGACGUGAAAGAGCCCGAAAGCUUUCCUUUUGUGAUUUUGGGUAACAAGAUUGACAUAAGCGAACGGCAGGUGUCCACCGAGGAAGCCCAAGCCUGGUGCAAGGACAACGGCGACUAUCCUUACUUUGAAACAAGUGCAAAAGAUGCCACGAAUGUCGCGGCAGCCUUUGAGGAAGCAGUUCGAAGAGUGCUUGCUACCGAGGAUAGGUCAGACCACCUGAUCCAGACCGACACCGUCAGUCUGCACCGCAAGCCCAAGCCUAGCUCGUCCUGCUGUUGAUCGUUCGGGAGGUCGCCCGUGCGGUGUAACCAACUCCCGCACGUACAUGAAAACACGGGCUGGGGACGAGAAUUAGCGUUUGCAGCAACGGACCAUCCACUUACAAAAUUAAACUAACCAUGUUGCUGCCUCGUUAGUGGGUGGGAGGAGGGAUCGAUCCAUCCACUCCUGGAAGAAUCAAUUUACUCAGUAGUGGCACCUUACACUUGUAAUUGGUAAUGGUUGUCUAAUAACGUUUAAUUUAAAUACGUAAGUUACAGAGCUAAUAAAUGAAAUGAUCGAGACUUUAAUUAUGAUUAAAACAAAACACUUGAAUAUUCUAGAAGUUACUGGUGUUUUUUUUUUUCCCCUGGGAAAAUGGAGAACUACUUUUUUAUGUGUAUAUUUUAUGUAAUUAGCAGUCAAUUCCUGGUUGAGGGAGAAAUAUUCCCUAAAGCAAUAAUGUUCAGUAUUAAAGAUGAAAAUCAAAUGCA